Oreochromis aureus is the source of this 1490-nucleotide messenger RNA. RefSeq lists its product as uncharacterized. The transcript has 6 exons. The coding region runs from base 203 to 1150 and encodes 315 amino acids. NCBI's taxonomy places the organism in Eukaryota, Metazoa, Chordata, Actinopteri, Cichliformes, Cichlidae. The record is from RefSeq and is a predicted model, not a curated record.
GAAACCACACAGCAGCUUCAGCUGAGCUGUCAAUCAGCAGCAGCAGUCUUAUCUGUGGGCCGCAGGGGCUGAUGGGAGCUUUGAGGACCUGUUAGAAACCACGUGGCCCUCGUCUGAUCUCACAGCUCGUCCUUGUUUGGCCUCAGCUGCAUCAGAGCGCCACUUCUCCCCAGGUUCACCAGAGGAAACACCACUGCACAAAAUGCUUUUCCUCCCAGCUGCUGCUCUGUGCUGUCUGUGUUCAGCACUGGUUACCAUGGCAGCAGAACAGCUGAUUCAGGAUGAUUUAACAUUGACCAGGAGAGUUGGAGAAAGUGUCUCCUUCAGCUGUGGAGGGACUAAACAGUGUGAUUAUGAGUGGGUACUCUGGUUCCAGAAGAAAGAAACAUUCACCCUUAUCCUUCGUAUCAACAGGAAUACAAGUGACAUUCACACAGGUUACAAUCAUCCUCAGAUCGAUGAUUUCUCAGUGGAGAAUACAGUGAGCGGCUGUGAGUUGAAGAUAGAAAAAGUUAAACUCGAUCAUUCAGCCACCUACUACUGUCGCUGUGGAAAGAGAGAUACCCACAGAUGGUACAUCAUCUUUGGCUCUGGAACUAAACUGUAUGUAACAGAUGAGCAGGUAGUGAAGCCCGUGGUGAGCGUGUACCCAGCAGCAUCCAGAGCCCACCUGGAGGGGAACAGCUCCCUGCUGUGUGUGGCCUCAGCCAUGUUUCCUCCUCUGGUCCAGUUCUCCUGGAAAAGACAGAAGAAGAACGGCGGAGAAGCAGAGGAGCUGCCCCCUGCUGAGGGAGAGCAGCUGGAGCUCAGAGAGUCGGGACGCACCAUUGCCAUCAGGAUGGUUGAUGGGAGUGAUUCUGACACAUAUAAAUACAGCUGCUGGGUGAAGCACGAGGGGGGCACAGUGGAGGCCCAAACACAACAAGAGGUUCCAGCUCCAGCAGCCUCCUGUCCUCCAGAGAGAGAGCCAGCAGACCUGCCAGCUCUGCAGCCAGCUGACUUGUCCUUCCAGUCUCAGUGCAGGGUGAAGCUGCUCUGCCUGCUGUACACAGUGCUGAUAGUGAAGAGUCUGGUGUACUGCUGUGGACUCUCUCUGCUGAUGAUCCUCACAAACAAGGGAGCGUCCACCAACUGCACACAUGCUGACUGACUGUUUUCUGCUCGCCUUUUCUCACCAUCAAAUCUCAUCAAUUCAUCUCAUUCAUCACUUUGAUCAGUAUCACAAAUGUUAGUUAUGAUGUGUUGUGCUUAUUUUGGCUUUUUCUUCAAUAGUUAGAAGAUCAUCUGAAAUAAAUACAUCUUUACAUGUAUUGUUACUCUGAGUUAGAAUUCUUUUUGUACUUAUUGUGACUUUUAUUGUAGUAACAAAAAUCAUCAGGUAUAUUUUUAUCACAAGUUUUAUGUUUUAUUUUUAUUUUGGUUGAUUUUCAAAUGUCAAACAGUGUAGUUGUGUUUGUAAGUGUGAAUAAUAAAGAUUUCAAGAUGAAGAA